UGUGCAUCAUGUACAUGCAGUAUCCCAGGAGGCCAGAAGAGGGCAACGGGUUCUCUAGAACUGGAGUUACGGGGCAUUGUUAGUCGCUGUGUGGGUAUUGGGAAUCGAACUCUCCUCUUUUGGGAGAGCAGUCUGCACUCGGCCGUUUAACUAUCUCUCCAGCCUCCUCCGUCUCUGUAACUUCUAUAAAAGCGAAAACAUUCAUUUUGUUCAAAAAGGGCGAUUAAUGGCAUUGAGACCGAGUGUGUAUUAAGUGGGAUCAGACCCAGAGCCUAACGCAUGGUAGACAAGAGCAGGAGAUACUAAAGUUUUCAAAGUGGCAAUUCUUUUUGCACUGUAACCCUCCCACCCCCCCGCAGUUGGGGGAGGGCGGAAAUGUAGGGUUUCAUUGAUUCAGGAAGUGUAUCAUUUCGCGGGCCUCCUCAGCCCUUGCUUUUGAUUGGUUGGUUAGGAGGGCGUGGCUUCAGCUCUUUAAUAUAAGUGGCUCGUGUGGGGUGGCUACUUCAGUUCCUUAGUUAUACAGACGCCGGAAGUGUGGCUUUCAUUUACACAUUGGCCAAACAGGACCGAUCAAGAUACCCAACAGACUUGAGAACGGAGCCUUCAUCAUAAUGGAACUGUAGACCAAAAAUCUCAGGGCAGAUUUUUGGGAUUCUGGUUGGAGUACUGUACUGUGUGUACUCGACUGGUCCGGAGGGCCAUGGCGGACUCGACGUUUCUGGCAUCAGAGCUAAGCGACGCAGAGUCGAUGGAUGAAGAGACAGUGCGGUUUCAGGAGUUGCUGCUGAAGGCUUCCAAAGAGCUCCAGCAAGCCCAGACAGCCAGGCCAGAAUCUACACAGAUCCAGCCAAAGCCUGGUUUCUGCAUAAAGACCAACUCAUCGGAAGGAAAGGUUUUCAUCAACAUCUGCCACUCUCCCUCCAUCCCUCCCCCGGUGGACGUGACUGAGGACGAGUUGCUUCAGAUGCUGGAGGAAGACCAAGCUGGCUUCCGAAUCCCCAUGAGCCUGGGAGAGCCACAUGCUGAGCUGGAUGCAAAAGGCCAGGGCUGUACUGCCUAUGACGUCGCUGUCAAUAGCAACUUCUACCUGAGGAUGCAGAACAGUGAUUUCUUGAGGGAACUGGUGGUCACCAUUGCCAGGGAGGGCCUUGAGGACAAGUAUGGCCUACAAUUAAAUCCUGAAUGGCGCAUGUUGAAAUACCGGUCUUUCCUGGGCUCCAUCUCACAGCAGAACAUCCGUUCACAGCAGCGCCCUCGGAUCCAGGAGCUAGGGACCCUAGAUGCCAAUGACUCACCGGGAACCUGGCACAGCCCAGAACGGCCUCACCUGAACCUUUGGUUGGAAGCCCCUGACCUCCUCUUGGCUGAAGUUGACCUUCCUAAACUGGAUGGCACACAAGGCCUGGCACUGCAGAUAGGAGAGGACCGCCUGGUGAUAGGAGGCCCCCAGCAGCUGUAUCACCUGGAUGCCUCCAUUCCUCUGCGCAUCAACAGUGAGGCAAGCAGGGCCGCUUUUCACCACAGGAGAAAGCAACUGAUGGUGUUCAUGCCCCUCCUGGCCGCGUCUUCUUGACCAGAGUGCCCUGCAUUUCCGGAUGUGGAGAUGUUGGUGUCUUCUCUAAGUGAAAUAAACAGGUUUCCAGUUCUCUUCAGCUCCAGACAAUGAUGCAUGGAGGGAGGAAGGGAAGAGAAAUACCAGCUCUGACUCAG
Messenger RNA from Mastomys coucha (southern multimammate mouse), 1710 nucleotides. It is a transcript of the gene Pih1d1, whose product is annotated as PIH1 domain containing 1. The transcript is spliced from 10 exons. The coding region runs from base 701 to 1573 and encodes 290 amino acids. Lineage: Eukaryota; Metazoa; Chordata; Mammalia; Rodentia; Muridae. Gene Ontology annotation, cellular component: cytoplasm; R2TP complex; ribonucleoprotein complex. Gene Ontology annotation, biological process: rRNA processing; box C/D snoRNP assembly. The record is from RefSeq and is a predicted model, not a curated record.